CGCAACAUCGUAUCGGGCAUGGUAUGCAUCUGUGAUCGCAACUCCAUCCAUAGAUCUACCACUAUCCAGUCACGACAACAAGCAAAGAGCGCGGUGGACGACGGUAAAAGGAGAACGGUAUAUGGAAAGAACACAGGAGGCCAGCCGCUGAGAGACGUAAAUAAGGAGAUUCGGGUGUCUUAAUUUCAUCCAUCCUAAAUCGCCAUCGUCGCUCCGAAGAUUGGACCGGUAAAAACAUUCACAGAUUCGAGAGCUCCGAGCAUCGUUCAAUCGCAAACUCCAGUUUUCCUCUCCUCCUCCCCAAUUUACCCGGAUUUCGAAACGUACGCAGCGAAGCUGCCAGACAGAGUCCCGACUGUCGCUUCCUCCGUUCCGAGGAGAUCGAGUCAUGGGAGGCUAGUGAGGACACCUAGGUAUCUUCAAUUGGCUAAUGGGCCCCAUCAAAUCGUCCCGAUGACGACGGCGCGGUGCUGAUUUCGGCAGGGGCGGUGUUACUUCAUCAACGAAUAUGGCGCGUCGACGAAAAACUGAUGCCAAACCUUCGGCGAAAUUGACAUCGGCGGCAGCGGCGGCGGGGCCAGCAUCGUCAGAGAAGCCAACAGCGGUGAGAAAGUCACGUCGACAAAUAGCCAAGAAACAAUUGGAUAAGAAAGAGAACGGAGAAGGGACAGUUCGCGAUGUGCCGCACCAGAAAUCUCAGAACGAAUCUGAGGAGCCUGAAUCUGAGGGAAACUCAAACAUAGAUCAGACGGUUGUGCAGCACAAAAAAUUUGGUAAGUACAGAUGCCCAACCGAAAUCGGGGGAAAGGAACAUCCUCAGCAUGUCAACAACUCGUCGACUAAGGACAGCGAUUCGAGCGACAGCCAGGAAGUCGCAGCCGAGUUUCUGCAUGAGGGCAACACCGAAACGAACAUGACGCAAAUGGAUGUGAACACUAUUGUUGACGAGAAUUGUUCGAACGAGGUAGUCUGGCAGGAGGAUGUGAUAGAGGAGACGAUCGAAAUAUGCGAGGAAAUGGAGGUGGAAGAUGGUGCAGUCGAGGAAAGCUACACCAUCUCCCAGGAGGAUGGCAACGUCGUACUGGAGGAAGUUCUACUCGUCAAUAAUCAUGACUUCGAAGGUGACGGUGUGGUUGAGUUUACCGUCAUUCAGAACGAGGACGGAACGGAAUCAAUGGUCGUCGCCAGAGAUGACCAAAAUCUCUCGUGCAAGGAGUACAUCGCCAAUAGUCUCGCAUUGCAGCAAACGAAGAAAGGUGGGCGUGAACAUGAGGAGUCUGACGAGUUUCGGGAGAUCGAGAAAGGUGUGGGAAACAUUACCGUCCAAGAAUCUGCCGAGACUGGGAUCAAAGAUGCUGAGCUAUCGGGAGUGUUCAAUCACCUCUUGCCAGGCUCCAAAAGCAAGACAAAAAGUUCAGUCAAAGGAGAUGGCGAACAAACUAGCAAAGUAGAACGAGACGAUAAAGUGUCUUUGAACUGCCGUAGUGAAAAUUGUGUAGAAAAUUCGACAGUUUGGACAGCCGACAAUGCCAGAGUCAGCCCUGAAUCUGGUGACAUCAACACCUCUGUGGAUUCAAGUGCAAUUUCUAUGAAUUUACCCAUAAAUUUAGAUAGGGAUAAUAAUUUUAUUAUGAAUGCGACGACGGAAAACAAAGUUCAAAUCGAAUUGAACGCCAAUCGUUGCGCUCAGUCUAGUGAAAAUAUUCGGACAGAUAAUUUAAUAAAUAAAAGCGCGAAGAAAGUCGAAGACACCGAAAAGCCACAUUGUUCGACCAAACCUGAGUGCUCGAGUGAAGAAAAAAUUGUGCAGAGGUUGGAGGUGAAAAAAAGCAGCGACGAUGUUGUUAUGCCAAAAGUCGGAGGAAAAGAGAAGAGUGCUAACAACGUAGUCGACGAAUCCUCGUCAGGCGAUAGCGAGAUUGACAUCAAAGCGGAUACAGAGGACAUUAAGAUGUCAAGCAGCAGCGAGAACAGCAACGAUACUCUGAUUUCUGGUAACUCGGGCUAUAAACUACCCGAGUUCACGGAUGUUAAAAACAUUCCUAAUCAACAGAACGACACGGAGAAAAAGACUGGGUUUAGGAGCCGCAGCGGCAGUACUGAUACGACAGGAUCCGAAAGUGGCUCCAACAGCUCUGGCGUUCGACGCAGCAGCCGUAUCAGGUCUAUAGGUCUGAUGAAACAGAGGUCGAGGGGACGAGGCUUGGUCACUAAGCCUAACCUGGAUUUGUCCAGAGCGGUAUUUCAGCACCAGGAAAGAGAGAAACUGCUCGCUAGCAGUGGUGCUCUAUCGCAGGACAACUCCAAGGACAAUUCGGACAACCAGUCUGAGACGCAGUCGGACAGGGAAAGCGGCGGGAACAAAACUGGUGGGUUUUUCGACUCACCUGCACCUCUGACUGCGCUUUCAGGCACCGCCGGCUACGAGUCCGACACAUCAAAACCCGUCAAGGUAAAAUCGCGCUGGCGGAGAUCGAGCGAGCUUGAAAUGGGUGGGAGUGGAUCGGCCACCAAGGUUCACCAGCUUCAGUCGGAGGGUGACGCCAGCACCGAGAACAAUCUACCUCUCGUGCUCGGUAGCCCUUCCAUGGAUCUCAGUCUCGUCGCUGUCGCGAGCAAAGUGAACGUUGGCAAGAAUUCCAUGCUGCCGACUGUGCUCGAAGCCAAGGAUAAGGAGAUGGAGGAGAGACUCAGCCAAUUCGAACAUCUGAGGGAGAAUUUGUAUCUAACCGAAAGAUAUACUAAUAAGGAGACGAAGCGUAUGGUUUGCGACUGCUUCCUGACAGAGGAAGAAAUAACUAGGGGUGAAUUGGGCUGUGGCGAAGACUGCCUGAACAGGCUUUUGAUGAUAGAAUGCGGACCAAGAUGCGUUGUCGGCAAUCGCUGUACCAACAAACGGUUUCAAAACUGCGAAUACGCCAAAUGCGAAGUCUUUCGCACCGACAAAAAAGGCUUUGGCUUACGCGCUAUUGCCGAUCUCCAAUCGGGUGAAUUUCUGAUGGAGUAUGUGGGUGAGGUGGUCGAUCCUAAGGAUUUUCGUCGCCGUGCGAAAGACUAUUCCAAGGACAAAAAUAGGCACUACUAUUUCAUGGCAUUGAAGUCUGAUCAGAUAAUCGAUGCGACUUCCAAAGGAAACAUAUCCCGUUUCAUAAACCACAGCUGUGAUCCGAAUUCAGAAACGCAAAAGUGGACAGUGAACGGUGAAUUGAGGAUCGGCUUUUUUAACAAGCAAUUCAUCGCUGCAGGAGAAGAAAUCACCUUUGAUUAUCACUUUCAACGAUAUGGAAAAGAAGCACAGAAGUGUUACUGCGAAGCCGAAAAUUGUCGUGGAUGGAUUGGUGAGAGACCUGAUGAGGAGAAGGAGAAAACUGAGAAGAAGGAGAAGACUGAAAAAGAUGUGACAAAGAAGAAGAAGGAAGAGAAGAAGAUACACGAUUAUACCGAGGAUGAGGAUCUGGAGGAGGAAAUUGAAAAACUCUGUGCGGGUGGACUAAAGAAUCGAGCACAUACACUGACAUUGAGCAGGUUGAUGGUGCGCAGCAGAGAAUUGGAGCACAGGACGCGGCUUCUGCGUCUGAUACAGAGCGGAGAGCAGCCAUGCCGUCGUCUCUUCCUCGACUAUCACGGCCUGCGUCUUAUAUGGAGCUAUAUGAUGGACGUGGGUUCAAACGCCUCGUCAGAGGCGCAAACUUUCCGCCUUGAGAUUCUCAGGACGUUGAGCAUGCUCCCGAUACCAAACAAGACGAUGCUAAUGGACAGCAAGAUUUUCGCCGUUGUUGAAAAGUGGGCUAAACAGCUUUACUCCUCGCCCACGACCAGCGGAUCGCCGGAAGAAGAAGACUCGGUGAAGCCAAAGUUGAAUUGUGACGAGCCGGACAGUAGUUGCGACGUCGACAGCAACGAAAGGCUCGCCACGAUUGAUCCUGUAAUUUCGGGUUCCGAUCCCAGCAAAGGAUCGAAGGAAUUAGAUGUCUCGACUGCUGAACCUAUAAGUGAGGUUAAAAACGAUCCUGAGGACGUUGCCAAAGCUCUUGAAGAGCAAACCACCUUCACUGAGCUCGCAAACAGCCUUUUAUGCGAAUGGUCCAAUCUCAAGGAGGUAUUUCGCAUACCCAAGAAGGAAAGGAUCGAACAGAUGAAGGAACAUGAGAGAGAAGCAGAUCGCGGCUACAAGGAGGAUCUGGAGAAAGAGGACAGGCGAGACAAUUCAUAUGAAAGAUCCUACAGAUACGGACGGAGUGACAGUGGGGGCAUCGAGAAGCGAUCGGAUCGACGACGAGGCCGGGAGUCUCCGGACUUCGAUUACAGCAGCAGAGGGAAAGAGAAGAGGGUCGAGGAGCGGGUGAAUCUCGUGCCGAUACCAAGGAUGUCGAAACACGAACGACGACAGUUGUUUGCGAUGAAAGUUGCCAAGGAGGAGGAAGAGCGCCAGCGACGUCAGCAGCAGGAAACUUGGCAAGAACACGAGGCUCGCUGCCUGGCUCUUGGCAUGGAUCCCCACACCACCGCUGCUCUAGAUCCGCAAACCGGAUAUCCCCUAUUCUUCAACCCUUCGCUCGGACAAUGGCAACAUUAUCCACCGAUACAGGAUGCCCCUGACCUGACGGUGCAGUGCGCACCUGUCUACCUUGGAGGAUCUCAACCCCUCGCGGGUCAGCCUGGCAUAUUGGGACAAACGCAACAUUUGAUACCGCCCGGAGUGCCGCCGCCCGCCGUUUUCCCCCAAACCCAACAGCAGCAGCAGCUGAAUUCCGUCGGCGCGUACGCGCCCCUUCUCGGAGCGCAUCAUCACGAUCAUCAAUUCGCCGAUGGUCAGCUCAGGAUAUCCGGUAAUCUGAUACCGAUACAGAACGGUGGCUCGACGGCAGCGGCGGCGGCCGUUAGUCAGGUCGGGAUUCAUCAGGAUCCAGCGAGUAUUUAUGCUGGUGAUAAAAUACCGGAGGGGCUCGAAAACGCCGAAACCGCAUCGCCCCCGCCGCUCGACUUGCCGCCGAAGUGGAAAUCUGCUAAGGAUCCGAGGGGUCGCACCUAUUACUACAACGUUAACGAGCGGAUCUCUCAGUGGCUGCCGCCACCGCCUGACCACCUAGCAGCUUUACCUGAAACAUCAUCCAGCUCGGAGUCGAGCGACGAAAGUAGCUCUUCCGAUGAGGCGGAAGACGAGGAACUCGAGGAGGACGAGGACGAGGAUAUUGGUGCGGACGAGACCGCCUGCCAGAUGGACGUCGAAUCUGCCGCCGGCAAUCAGUCGGCCCUUGUUGCCCUGAAGGCUAAUUUCGCGGAAAAAUUUGAUGCGACGGCCGGUGACGAGGGUUCUAUUAUCAUUUCGGAACCAAAGAAGAGGAGGGAUGGACUUGUUCAGGAGAGGAUUAUCAGCCCACGGCGAGAAGAUGAGCGCGUCGAUCACAAAAAGUACAAGGAAACAAAGGAGAAGUUAAGACGGCAGAAAGAAAAGGCAAAGCUCAAGGAGCACGUGGAGAAAUUGAAGAAGCACAGACGUGGCAGUAAAUCGAAAUCUCACUCGCGAACCAGUCAUACCUUGAGUAAAAUUCAAGCGAUAACGGCCGACCCGUCUGUCACUUUGGAACGAAAGAUCAAGGACACAUUUAGGGUAAACAUGGCGAACGUUAUGGUACACUUUUUAAAUCCUUAUAGAAAAAACGACUGCAAACAGGGUAGAAUCACGAACACCGAGGACUUUAAGCAUCUUGCCAGAAAGCUGACCCACUUCGUGCUCGCCAAAGAACUGAAGCAUUGCAAAAGCGUGGACGAACUGCAGUGCAACGAAAAUGUAAAACACAAGGCCAAGGACUUUGUUCGCAAGUACAUGAACAAGUUUGGCCCUGUUUACCAAAAGGGUUCGGACGAAGAUUAAUAUUAGGGCGUAGGUAUUAGUAAUUUUUCUAAUUUAUUAUAACAACGGCAAUAAUUAUGAUGACGAUGAUUAUGAUAAUGACGUCAACAACAACAACAACAACAACAACAACAACAAUAAUAAUAAUAAUGGCAACAACGGCAGUAUAAACAAUCAUUUACUAUUAUUACUAUUAUUGUUAUUGUUACUCAUAAGAAUAUAAUGUGUACUUUUGCCUCGACGUUGACAAUUAUUAUUACUAUUAUUAUCGGUAUAAUUAAUAAUACCUAUAAUUGUUUUAAAUCGUGAUGGUGAUAUCUUUCGACUACAGGCAAAAUAUCCUUGUGAUGACGACGAAAAAUUGUAAAGUUGCGUAGGGGAAAUUCUUCUGUAUAAUUGAUAUGUUAAUGUGUAGAUACAAUUUAAAUAAUAAUUCAUUAUUUUUAGUAAAGAAACAAUGAAAAACAAAACAAAAAAAAGAAAUAAAACAACCGACAAACCAAUCAAGAAC
Molecule: messenger RNA, 6365 nt
Organism: Neodiprion virginianus
Lineage: Eukaryota; Metazoa; Arthropoda; Insecta; Hymenoptera; Diprionidae
Gene: Set2
Product: histone-lysine N-methyltransferase SETD2
Exons: 15
Coding region: 509-5875 (1788 amino acids)
Biological process (GO): regulation of DNA-templated transcription
Cellular component (GO): nucleus; chromosome
Molecular function (GO): protein binding; histone H3K36 methyltransferase activity
Source: RefSeq, a predicted model, not a curated record